AUGACGUUGGGCUCACAGAUUGGCCAGCUUCAAAAAUGGGUAUCGGGUCACCCACCAAGUGCCGAUUAUGGCGAGUUGCUGGGGACAAAACACGGUGACGUGAAACUGGGGACAUCCUCGGAUCAGCAGACCCUCAUCAGGGGACUAGACUCAGACCGUCUGUACGAGCUGUUCUCUCAGAUUGAGAAGGAGUUCGAGUACCUCUACGCCUCCAAUCUUGCAUUGCAAGACAAAGUCGACUUCCUGACGGAGAGGCUCGGUGUGGAUGGUGGCACGGCUGACAAAACUCCGCUACUAGAAGCACAAGACUCCACUGAUGGCACCAAGAACAAAAGUAGAUUCCAGUUGUCACAGAAGAUCAAGACCACAUACAAGCAGUCAACCAGCAAGCUGGUCUCCAGCUUUCGAACCCCCAACCCUGUCUACAGCGUUGUCCGUCAGUUCAGGGGUCACCGGGAUGGCGUCUGGGAGGUUAGUGUGUCAAGGUCACAGGGGCGUCAGGUCAUUGCCACUGCAUCUGCUGAAUUUUUGUUCGGACUGCUGGGCUUCACUACGUGGGGGCCCAAGGGGUCCUCAAAAUCCAUCGGGUUUCCCCCCCACGACCCGGUCCUACUGCCUCGGGGGCCCACCCCCCCACAUCUGAGGGCACAGCGGGGCCCCCGAUACCUCACCCGAUCCCCGGGAGGGACACUGGGAAUCAAUGAAUGGGGGAAGUCACAUUCCUCGGGCGAGGAGGAGAUUGACAGCUCAGAGCGGGAGGAUGCUCCAGAUGAUGUACCGGAUCAUUCUCACGAAGCCAGCGUGGUACGCAACCCUCACCUGGAAAUCUUACAGCACAGCGAAGUGGUCACAGCUGCCGACUGGGUGUGUCAGGGGUCACAGGUUAUCACAGCUUCGUGGGACAGGAUGGCUGUGUUGUCGGACGCAGAAUCUGGGGAGCAGAUUUCGGUUCUCUCAGGCCACGACCAGGAGCUGACCGAUGUGCAUGCUCACCCCAGCCACAAGAUGGUUCUGACCUCCUCCAAGGACAGCACCUUCCGGCUGUGGGACUUCCGCGGCACCUCCAUGCUGGUCAACGUCUUCCAGGGGCAUACACAACAGGUGACCUCAGCUGUGUUUGCAGGCAGUGACAAGGUUGUGUCUGGAAGUGAUGACCGCACAGUCAAAGUCUGGGACAUGCGAAACAUGAGGUCUCCCAUAGCUGCCAUUAGAACUGACUCGGAGGUCAACAGAUUGGCCGUGUCUCAGGCUCACAACAUCAUCGCCAUCCCCCACGACAACCGCAACAUCCGGCUGUAUGACAUGCAUGGAGUCCGCAUCGGCAGGCUGCCCCGUAACAACAGACAGGGUCAUGCCAGAAUGGUUUGUGCUGUGGCCUGGGCAGACAACAACCCAAUAUGUAAUCUGUUCUCCUGUGGCUUUGACCGCCAGGUCCUUGGGUGGAUGAUCAACAUUCAGAGCAAAGAAUGA
Molecule: messenger RNA, 1470 nt
Organism: Candidula unifasciata
Lineage: Eukaryota; Metazoa; Mollusca; Gastropoda; Stylommatophora; Geomitridae
Source: the annotation of a GenBank genome assembly